AUGGCGCUGGUCUCUACACGUCCAAGAAAAACUCUUGAGGCUGCAAUUGGAAAUAUUGGUAUUGAAGGAUACUUCAAUGUGAUGGUAGCUGCAGAAGAUGUUCAAAGGGGGAAGCCUGAUCCAGAAAUGUUUGAGUAUGCGGCACAACUUCUAAAAUUCAUACCUGAGCGCUGCAUUGUGUUUGGGAACUCAAACCAAACGGUUGAGGCUGCCCAUGAUGCCCGGAUGAAGUGUGUGGCUGUUGCUAGCAAGCAUCCUGUAUAUGAGCUUGCAGCUGCAGACCUGGUGGUUAGGCGCUUAGACGAGCUAUCUGUGGUUGAUUUGAAGAAUCUUGCUGUUAUUGAAUCCACUGAAUUUGGGUCAGGGGAACCGGAGUUGGAAAUGGAAGAAGAAGCCGAUCCAUCUCCGUCAACCAGGGUAACAUUUGAUGAUAAUUUCUGGUAA
Molecule: messenger RNA, 444 nt
Organism: Prunus armeniaca (apricot)
Lineage: Eukaryota; Viridiplantae; Streptophyta; Magnoliopsida; Rosales; Rosaceae
Source: the annotation of a GenBank genome assembly